AUGAUCUUCAAGUUCAACGAAAGAUCCCCUGCUACCGAAUCUCCUCAACUGAAAGCUGCUUUGAAACAUCAGUUGGUUAUGACGGAGAGAAUGGAAAAAUGUUCCGACAAGGCGGAUCAACAGCUGGUGUCAACUAUUUGCCGCAAAUAUCCUACCUUGAGGGAUGAGCAACCCUUCAAAACGGUUUAUCGUUGGUUGGAAGGAAAACGCCAGGACGAUGCAGUUGGAAACUUGUGGAGGAUUCAUGAUACUUUGUACGAUUUAAGCGAUUUUGCUGAUCAACAUCCGGGCGGGACAAGUUGGAUUCGGUUGACCAAGGGGACAGACAUAACGGAAGCGUUCGAAACUCACCAUAUCGAAACCUACGCCGAGAAGCUGUUGCCCAGGUUUAAAGUUGGUGAAGCAAAGCACCCACGUAAUGUCACGCUAACAUUCCACGAGGACGGAUUCUUUAGAACACUGAAACGCAGAGUUCGUGAGCAGUUGCGAUUCGUUAAUAGAACGCCGAUUGAAUCUUCCAAAACGAUCAUCGACUGCCUCAUAGUUACGGUAUCGCUUUUUGCGGCCUUGGCCAUCAGGCAGCAAAGCUACUUGUUUGCCGCCCUCACUGGGGUGUUAGUAUCAUGGACGAUGAUCGCGUCCCACAACUACUUCCACAAACGAGACAACUGGCGAAUGAGAUUGUUCAACCUAGCUUUCCUGAGUUAUAGAGAAUGGCGCAUUGCCCACAUCCUGUCCCAUCAUCUCUAUCCGAAUUCGUUGCUCGAUUUGGAAAUGUCCUAUUUCGAACCGGUAUUCUGUUGGCUACCUGAUCCAAAUACGAAAGGAUCUUUCCAACGGUAUGGAUCGUGGGUUUAUGGACCAACUUUCUACGCCCUUGGGUGUAUGAUAGAUUUUUUGAACAGAUUUGUAAUCAGUAUAAAAGAUCUAAAACCUGCCUUCCACUGGGAUGACAGUGUGUCAUUCAUUCUGCCGAUAUUCAUGUUUUUGAUUGGAUAUCCCGACACAAGCCUGACCGAGGUGCUAUCGAUGUGGAUUUUCAUAAUCUGUGUUGCAAGUUUCUGCUUUUCGUUUACGAGUGCGAAUUCAGCCCAUCACCAUCCGGAUAUCGUGCAUAAUGGCGAUCUUAUUCCGGAUAACAUGGACUUUGGACUGUAUCAAAUUGCAACGAUUGUCGACCGGUCCGACGUCAAAGGAUCGCUGUUUGCAGUGUUGAUCACGUACGGCGAUCAUUGUUUGCAUCACCUGUUCCCGACGCUGGAUCAUGCCAUCUUGCCCCAGCUUUAUCCGGUGUUUCUCGAAACGUGCAAGCAAUUCGAGACGGAGUACCGCGAGAAUGGCUGGAUUGAUCAUAUCGUAGGACAGCAUCAGCAGUUGGCUCGAAUCGAAACCACCAUUUAUGAUCCCAAGAAGAAACUGAAAAAUCGAGUCCAUUGAGAGAAUU
Messenger RNA from Uranotaenia lowii, 1444 nucleotides. Its product is annotated as cytochrome b5-related protein-like. The record is from RefSeq and is a predicted model, not a curated record. NCBI's taxonomy places the organism in Eukaryota, Metazoa, Arthropoda, Insecta, Diptera, Culicidae. The coding region runs from base 1 to 1437 and encodes 478 amino acids. The transcript is spliced from 6 exons. Gene Ontology annotation, biological process: lipid metabolic process. Gene Ontology annotation, cellular component: mitochondrion.